AUGAGAAAUUCCAGUCUCCAACGAAAUUUCUUCCACCUUCACUCGCCGAUUUUCCAUGAUCAUUGCCUCUACACGAUCAACCAUGUCUUCAGAGGUCGCCUCGGAGGGGCGUCCCACACGGGGGUCAUCUUCAAGAGACUCACGGCCAUGACGAAAUUCCUUGUGCCAGCGGCAUUAUCCUUUGAUGAGGAGUUACCAGGGAAUAUUACCAAGCCCUUCCUGCUGCAGAAGCAUGCCAAGGUGAGGGAGGCAGCCCUGGAGGACACACACAGCAAGAUUUACUUGGAUUCAAAAAUAAUGAAAUACUUGGAUAAACUUGGGCUUCAAGUGGAAAGGGUGACGGAUAAAAUAUCUUCCUCAGGAAGAAAGAAAAAGAAGGCAAAACAGAAGAAAGUGUAUGUGGCGAGACAGUCCAGCAGGGCUAGGCAUGGCAGCAGCAGCAGAUUGCCGUCAGUAAAGCCUUCAAAGAGGAGAGGCCUUGUCAAGUCCACUUUUAGCAUGGUGGCGGACCACAGAGACACAAGGAGUGUCCAUGAGAGGAUAAGUAUGCAGGUGGAUGAAUCAUCAAGCCAGUCCGUCAUAGGUGGUGGUCCUUCAGGUUUGGUGCACAAACCACAGCGCUUGUUCAGUAAUAUCGACAUUGCCUGGCAACUUAAGAGCUAUGACCAGCAACCUGCUCACUCACAGAGGUACACAAGCAAUGCAUUAAUGACAUACCAUCAGCCAGAUCAGUAUCAGUUUAAUCUUACUCGUAAUGAGUUUUGGGGAGAUUACUCUGUGAACAUGUUUCCAUGGAGCCAAUAGGGUUAGGGAAGCUGCACUGGCCACUGACAAUGCUAGCUGACUGGUUUUCUCCAAGAGAUGCUAAGCUGGACUCAAGUAGUACAUGCUCAGUUUGUGGCAGUUCAUUUAUUUCAUCAGUCUUUGUAGUAUAUAGAUGGUUAAGUAACAAAGUUUUAUGUUUAUAGUAGAAUGAUUCUUAAUUUGACCUCAGAUAUCCAAAGACACUACAUGAGAAGUUUUCAAGACGAGAUUGAAGUAAGUAAUAAGAAAUGAAUGAUCUUGAAUUCCACUUGCAUAAUUCACAGAUGAUUUCUGUACUGUCUUUAACCUGUGUGGCCUCUACUGUCCACCAGGCAGCAGCCAAUUGCUAUGUAGGAAAUUAGUAUUUAUAAAAAUCUGGUUCUGGAUAAAGUAACCUACUCUGAGUGCCUCCUGUCUGAAUUUGUCUGAUGCUCCUAAGUUAGACACAACAGCGUAGGAAUGUGGCAGUAGACGUCACUAUUGGCAACAUGUAAUUGGCUGCUGCCUUGUGAGUAAGAGAGGAUGCAGAAAUAACAAUUGAUAACCAGUAGUAAAUCCCAGUUGUUUAAAUUUUCAUAUAAUGUGAAUUAAACUGUUAAGAAAACUGUUUAUUUAGUAGUGCCUGGCAACAAUUGUAUUGGUUAUCCUCACCACACCUGUCUCAGAGCUGCAUGCUUAUGUAUUCCGAUUGACAUGUUUGUUUGCCUUUUGUUAAAGACAGACUUGGUUCAUUGGUUAUAUAAUUGCACUAUAGCAUAGAGAGACUCCUUUGCAAUGUAGUGAUUUGUUUUAGUAGUAGUUAAAAGACCGUGAGAAAUAAUGAUUGUAAUAAACAUUUUUGGGGUAUUAUGUCAUUGAAUCGGUCAAAUUUUGAUGAUUUGAUCUUGUUGCAUUUAUUGCAUGGUCCAAUGGUGCCAAGUUGAAUGGUAUAUCAUGAGUAAGAGAUUGGUUAUGGUGUGGAGAGUGCAUCAACAGUGCUGAGACAAUUGUUAGCGAGAAGAUAUUAGGUGCAUGAGCAAAGGAUGCUAUUACACAGAGACGCUGUUACAAUGCUGCCAAGGCACUGCAGCACACCUUGCUUGAACAGUCCUCUAGUCUUGCCCAUGGGUCUUGGUUAAGUGGGAUUUUGCAGUACCAUCUCUUGUCUAUUCUUUCAUUGAUUUCAACUCAAAUCUAAGAUAUUUCUAUAACUUGUUACCAGUUGGCCAUCUCCUAUAUAACCAUAGAUGCUUGUCUUCUGCAAUACUCAAUUCCAUAAUGUUGGACACAUGAAGAAUGCUAGAUUAUAAAUGUUUUGUUUUUGAGUAGUGCAAGUUCAAAAGAUUUUCAGCCUUUAUAAGUUACUAUUCUGUCAAUAGAAAGAAAUAUUGAUCUGUAGAGAGUUUUCUUGAAUAUGGUAGUAUGAUUUUUAUUAAGGAAGAAAGGGAAGGUAACAUGUUUGUGAAAGACAAGAACGGCUUUGCACCUAGAGGAGAAACACACUCGGUGCCUUGCCUCUAUUGCCUCACACCAGCAGCCUCCAUUAAUUAAAAAGCUUAGUACUA
Messenger RNA from Portunus trituberculatus (swimming crab), 2348 nucleotides. RefSeq lists its product as uncharacterized. The transcript has 4 exons. Lineage: Eukaryota; Metazoa; Arthropoda; Malacostraca; Decapoda; Portunidae. The record is from RefSeq and is a predicted model, not a curated record. The coding region runs from base 1 to 804 and encodes 267 amino acids.